GAUUAAGCCCAGAAGUGUCCUUUAACCACAGUGGAAGUUCCAAGUUGUUGAUUUUGGAGACAGUUAGGCCUGAGGAACGAGCAGAAUCAAUAUGGCUCAGAAGACUGUGCUUAUCACAGGAUGCUCUUCUGGUAUAGGGCUGGCAAUUGCUGCCAAAUUAGCCAGGGAUGAGCAGAAGAGAUUCAAAGUAUAUGCCACAAUGAGAAACCUAGCAAAAAAAGAUGAUCUGGUUGAAGCCACGGAAGGAUAUUUGGGAAAAACAAUGGAAAUCAAAGAGAUGGACGUGUGUUCUGAAGACUCCAUACGCAACUGUGUCAGCAGCAUUCCCGAUAGACACAUUGAUAUUUUGGUGAGCAAUGCUGGAGUGGGACUCAUUGGGCCAAUUGAAUGCCAAACCAUAGAAGAAAUGAAAAACGUGAUGGAUACAAAUUUCUUUGGACUAGUCCGACUACUGAAGGAAAUCUUACCAGACAUGAAGAGAAGAAAGAGUGGACAUAUUGUAAUAAUCAGCAGUGUAAUGGGGAUACAAGGGAUCCUGUUCAAUGAUGUCUAUGCAGCUUCCAAGUUUGCAGUUGAAGGCUUUUGUGAGAGUCUGGCAAUACAAGCCCUAAAGUUCAAACUCAAUCUGAGUCUCAUUGAGCCUGGACCUGUCAUCACAGAGUUUGAAAAAAAAGUGUUUGAAGAUGGAAUGAAAAUGGACCUUUCCGCUGCAGACAAGGAAACAGCUGAUAUGUUCACCAACAUCUACCUUAAAAAUUACAAAUCCAUCUUCCAAAGUCUUGGGCAGACAGCUGAAGAUGUGGCAGAGCACACUAUGAAGAUAGUGCUCUCUGAAAAUCCACCAUUCCGUCACCAGACAAACACAUUAUACACCCCGAUGACGACACUGAAAUAUGCCGAUCCCAACGGUGAUCUGCCCAUUGACACAUUUUAUAAGAUGGUCUUCCAGCAUGAUAAAAUUUUCAAUGCCAGCCUUAAUUUCAUCAAGCUCUUGAGAUGGAGAAGUAAAAAAAGCUUUGACCUUGGAAAACCACAGCCACAAUAAGUGUAGUUGAUAAAUACCCCAUACAGAGCUCUUUCUUUUCUUUCUUUGUAUAUAAAAUACAUUUAUGUUAAACUGUGUCUGCAGUAUACCGCAGUAUAGGAAUUCACUAUAUCUGCCAUUUUGGGAUUAGGCUGAAUAGUGAACCAAAUCUUAAAGUGAUCCUGUCAUCGGAAAACAUGUUUUUUUUUUCAAAACGCAUCAGUUAAUAGUGCUACUCCAGCAGAAUGGU
Xenopus laevis (African clawed frog) is the source of this 1274-nucleotide messenger RNA. RefSeq names its product retinol dehydrogenase 8. Bases 92 to 1045 code for a protein of 317 amino acids. The record is from RefSeq and is a predicted model, not a curated record. NCBI's taxonomy places the organism in Eukaryota, Metazoa, Chordata, Amphibia, Anura, Pipidae. The transcript has 6 exons.